CAUGUGUGGUACGAUACAGCUCGGGACCAGCCACUCAGUGCACCAGCUGAUGAGGGUAAACAUGGCUGCGUCCGCACUAGGUCGGGUUUAUUCUCAUUUACUGAAGGCUUCUUUCCUCGCAUAUGGCAAAAAUGGACAGAGAAGUCUUUGUUUGUCUGCAGCAAGAUUCUCCUCAAUGUACAUGACAGAUCCCAUUGAUUUUAAGGAACCCACUUUUGACAAGAUUUUGAUCGCCAAUCGAGGAGAGAUUGCCUGUCGAGUGAUCAAAACAGCCAAGAAGAUGGGCAUCAAAACAGUCGCUAUUCAUUCUGACGUAGAUUCGAAUGCUCCUCAUGUUAAGUUAGCAGAUGAAGCAGUAUGUGUAGGUACAGCCCAAGCUCGUGAUUCUUAUCUACGAAUGGAUAGAAUAAUGGAAGCCAUCAAGGAGACUGGGACUCAGGCUGUCCACCCAGGAUAUGGCUUCCUCAGUGAAAAUGCAGAGUUUGUACAAAAGUUAGAAGAUGUUGGUGUUUCCUUUAUUGGUCCAAAUGCCAAUGCUAUCACUGGGAUGGGUGACAAGCUAGAAUCAAAGAGACUCGCUAUGGCAGCUGGUGUUAAUACUAUUCCAGGAUUUGACGGAAUUGUGAAGGACGCUGAAGAUUGUGUACAAAUUAGCAAUGACGUUGGAUACCCGGUGAUGAUCAAGGCCUCUGCUGGGGGCGGCGGCAAGGGGAUGAGGAUUGCCUGGAAUGAUAAUGAAGCAAGAGAGGGCUUUAAACUGUCCACACAAGAGGCUGCGUCAAGCUUUGGGGACGAUAGAAUACUGGUCGAGAAGUUUGUAGACAAUCCCAGGCACAUAGAAAUCCAAGUUUUAGGUGACAAGCACGGCAAUGCCAUUUACUUGAACGAGCGAGAGUGUUCCAUUCAGCGCCGCAAUCAAAAGGUGAUUGAAGAGGCCCCCAGUGUGUUCUUAGAUGAGGCUACAAGGAAAGCCAUGGGAGAACAAGCAGUUGCUCUUGCCAAGCAAAUUGGGUACUCAUCAGCUGGAACUGUUGAAUUCCUUGUGGACUCUAAGAAGAAUUUUUACUUUUUAGAGAUGAAUACUCGGCUUCAGGUGGAACAUCCAAUUACAGAGUGUAUCACUGGUGUUGAUCUUGUUCAUCAGAUGAUCCGGGUAGCUAAAGGACACCCUUUGAAAAUUUCCCAAAGUGACGUCCAGAUACGUGGGUGGGCCAUAGAGAGCAGAGUGUACGCUGAGGAUCCCUUCAAAAGCUUUGGCUUGCCAUCCAUCGGUCGUCUCUCCAAGUACCAAGAACCUCUGCAUUUACCAAAAGUGAGAUGUGACUCUGGUAUUGAAGAAGGAAGUGAAAUUAGCAUAUACUAUGAUCCCAUGAUCUGUAAACUGGUGUGUUAUGGAGAAAACAGAGAGGAAGCCAUUAGAAACAGCAUCAAGGCUCUAGAUGCUUAUGUUAUUAGAGGUGUCACCCACAAUAUACCACUGCUACGGGACAUUCUCACAGAAGACCGUUUUAAUGCUGGUAACCUUACAACCAAUUAUUUACCAGAAGUAUACCCAGAUGGUUUUAAGGGGAAGCAACUAACAGCAAAAGAGCAGGUAGACUUGGCAGCUUUACUUGCCUCCAUCCACAUAAAGGACGCGCUAAGAUCCCGCAACUUCAUAAAUGAUUCUCGAGUGAAAGGAACCAGCAAAGCACCGACCACAUGGAAGAUUGUGCUUAAAUUUGCUGACAAAGAAGUUCCUUGUUCAGUUGAAGUUGUUGAUGGGAAUUUCAAGGUUACUGCAGAUAAUGUUACUGUAACAGUAAAUGGCAGUUUUGACCUGGCAUCUCCACUUAUUGAAGCAAACAUUGAUGGAACUCAGGAAACUGUACAGCUUAUCAAACUUGGAUCUGCAGGAGAAAUCAGAAUUAGGUACAAGGGCACUGCAUUCCAAAGUCAGGUUCUGUCUGAAGCUGCCCAUCGCUACAUGUCCCUCAUACCUGAGAAGCCUAAGAUGGACCAAAGCAAACAAGUUUUGUCUCCAAUGCCAGGACUAGUGAAGUCCAUAGCAUGUGUGCCGGGUGAUAUGGUAGCGGAGGGGCAAGAAGUUUGUGUUAUUGAGGCAAUGAAGAUGCAGAACUCUCUCUCAGCAGCAGCAACUGGAAAAGUUAAAGCAGUUCAUGUGAAAGAAGGAGAAACAGUGGAAGAAGAACAGGUCUUAGUUGAGCUGGAGUAAACAGGUAUUUUAAAAGAGCACACAGUGACAAAAAAGUACAGUACAAUAGUUAUAAAUGAACAAGAAAAGGUGUUGGGAACAAAAGGAGGAGAAUCCAGUUGUAAUUUUGGAUUUAAGUGCAUUAAGCAGUAGAAAAUAAAAAAUUAACUUAUUUUGUGUAACAAAUCACCCAUUGAUUUAAAAACUGGAUUUAAGACUCACAGAGUCUUUUGUGAAGAGAUUUAAGGUAGUAGAAAGUUGGAAUUUAAGAGAGAGUUGAAUGUCAGUGUAAAUGCCAGUACUGAGGUUCUACAUUAUGGAAAUUGUACAUCAAAGGCUUGUGUGCUCCCAGAGGCCUCAGUAGAUUAUGGUAUGGUAUAAAGGGGUGGAACAAUAACACUUGCCAUUUAAUUAUAGUACAGGUAUUAUUAAUUACAGUAGACUGAAGUGAUGCUUAGAUGCAGGUGGAGGGAUAGAAAGUCAUAAUAUCUUUGUUAUUGAUUCUGUUUCCUUAAUUUUGGAUUGUGUCAAAUUAGGUGUAACUAACACACCCAACAACAGGUAUAAGCAAUACUCAUUCUGAAAUAAUGUAUGGCUUUUGUGGGUGUUGGCCGAGGGUUUUUCAGUAAAAAGUAAUGACUAGCCUUAUUGGGAGCAUAUUUUACUAAUAGUGUUACAUAAGGAGCCCUACAGGUAUUGUGAGUAAUGGUCAUAUCUAGAAUCUCUUGCUUGGAGAGAGAGAAAAAGUUGUUUGAUAUUAAAACUUAUGUUGUGGGAGGAUUAUUGCUGAGUACAGUAUCAUGUUAAAAGGUUCUGUAAUGUUGGAUUUUGGCUUUGACACACUGAGAUCUGAAUUUGACUGAACUGUAAUGCAGUUUGGAUGAGUAACAUUCUGGAAGAUACAGUAUAAGAAAAUAUAUGGAUUAAGUUGAAUGCACAUGAGAAUAUUAUUCAUUUGCAUAAAAAAGAUUGUUUAAAACAGAUUCCUGAGGUUCACUAGAAUAAGUCUGUAAAGCCCAUCCAACACUACUUGAAUACAGUACUGCAACCAGACAGGAAAGACAGUAGAUAGUAGAGGAAAAGAGGAAGACCAUAAGAUGAUAAGAAACAAGUGAGUAAUGCCAGACUGUUAAGUGCUUGAGAGAUGUUCAGUGUGCUUCUCUGUGCUGCAUCUUAUGAGUGAUAAAAACAGUACAAGUCCAUAGAGCAGCCAAGACAGGAACCAUAUAGUUAUCAUGGAUCAGUCCCAUUUUCCAAGGGUUUUAUGAUGGGGCUAUUGUUAGUCUCAUCAUUUAAAUGAAAUAGUAAUAUACAUUCUAGUGAUUGUACAAUUUAAUUUAUGCUUGUAGAUUAAUGGGAUGUUCAGAAAAUUGAUGAUUUAUUUUCUUAACAAAUACAAUAGGGUUAGUUAUGUUGUGGUAGUGGAUUUACCAUUAGUAAUUGUACAUAGAGAAAUUGUAACAUUGUCUUAUUAGGACCAAUAAUGAUAUCUCUGCCCCUGGUGUAAAGGUGGUACUGUACUGUAUCUCAGUGUUGAUGAAAUUUAUUCUUAAUUACCAUAGUAGAUAUCAAAGGUUAUUUUUUUUGUAAUGGGUGGUGAAUGUUUGAAGUGGUUUUUCUAUUACAGUAGUACAGUAUUAUAUGCCUUGAGAAAAACUGAUUACA
Molecule: messenger RNA, 3859 nt
Organism: Homarus americanus (American lobster)
Lineage: Eukaryota; Metazoa; Arthropoda; Malacostraca; Decapoda; Nephropidae
Product: propionyl-CoA carboxylase alpha chain, mitochondrial-like
Exons: 16
Coding region: 2-2215 (737 amino acids)
Cellular component (GO): mitochondrion
Molecular function (GO): metal ion binding; propionyl-CoA carboxylase activity; ATP binding
Source: RefSeq, a predicted model, not a curated record